This is a messenger RNA of Mesorhabditis spiculigera, 639 nucleotides long. Lineage: Eukaryota; Metazoa; Nematoda; Chromadorea; Rhabditida; Rhabditidae. The record is from the annotation of a GenBank genome assembly.
AUGGCUGAGGCUCUUACCUUAGAAUUAAAAGAAUCUCUUAUCGAAAAGCAGCUGGCCGGCGUGACGGGCGAGUACCGCUCGAUUCGACUCGAUGAGUGGAGGAAUGGUGACAAGAUCCACCGCAAUUGGACGUACAUCAACUGCGAGCCGCUGAUGGCUGGCGAGGUGUUGUCGCGCCCGUCCACCCCAGCUGCCGUCAAAUCAACAACGACCGUGGUGAAGAAGAGCGGCAAGGCCGACCCGCCGUCCCCGAAGGAGCGCCGUCGCAAACAGGACAUGGUCCUCGCCAGGGAGCUUGCCGAGAUGGAAGAAGACGAGAAGCGCCGCAAACAGCGCGCCAAGUCGCAGCCCAAGACUGAGCGCACGUGUGCGGAGCCCGAGUCGACGGAGAUGCGCGAGCGCCAGAGCCGCAUGAAGUCGGUGAUGCGCGUGGCCGAGCUGCUGGCCCGCGAUCCGGAUGGGCAGAUGAUGUGGCGUCAGAUGGCCGACAGUGUCCACAAGGCUGCCCUGAAUAUUCGCCAGUGCAAGGACGCUGCCGGUCGUGUGCUGAAGCCGGGCGAGGGCGAUGAGUGCGAGCGUAUGAUCAACUAUGUGGACGCCGAGGUGGCCAAGCUGACGAAGGCCGUGCUCCCCGAGAAA